Acanthosepion pharaonis is the source of this 753-nucleotide messenger RNA. NCBI's taxonomy places the organism in Eukaryota, Metazoa, Mollusca, Cephalopoda, Sepiida, Sepiidae. The record is from the annotation of a GenBank genome assembly.
AUGAAAAAAACAAAAAAACACCAAACAAAUUUCCCUAGGAAAUACACUUCUUCUGCUCAAGCAGCUGCAAGAGAUGAUAGGAUGAUAUCGUCUCUUGCAGCUGCUUGGGCAGAACAAUCUCCUCAUAUCUACAUAUCUAUUUUUCUUUCUAUCAUAACUAUGAUAUCUAUGUAUCUCAGCCUGCUCAUCUACAUAUGUAUAUUUUUAACACAUUAUAUUCUUAUCUACAUAUCUAUGUAUAUAUCUGGUCUAUCUAUCUAUUUAUCUAUCUAUCUAAUUGAGUUUCUUCAUUAUGUUUCUAUCUAUAACAGUCUGUUCAUUUCUAUUUGGAUAAAUCUGUAUGCUCAUAUCUGUCUGUCUAUUGUAGUAUGUUCAUAUCUAUCUAUCUAUUGUAGUAUGUUCAUAACUAUCCAUCUAUCUAUCUAUCUAUCUAUCUAUCUAUCUAUCUAUCACAAUAUGCUCAUAUCUAUCUACCUAACUAUCUAUUGCAUAUGCUCAUAUCUAUCUAUCUAUCUAUCUAUCUAUCUAUUGCAGUAUGCUCAUAACUAUCUCUCUACCUAUCUAUUGCAUUAUGCUCAUAUCUUUCAAUUUAUCUAUCUAUUGCAGUAUGCUCAUAUCUAUCUCUCUAUCUAUCUAUCUAUCUAUCUACUGCAUAUACUCAUCUAUCUAUCUAUCUAUCUAUCUAUCUAUCUAUCUAUCUAUCUAUCUAUCUCCUCAAAUAAUCCUCAAAGGAACAUUAUGAUGAAUGAUUAA